Fusarium oxysporum Fo47 is the source of this 369-nucleotide messenger RNA. RefSeq lists its product as uncharacterized. Lineage: Eukaryota; Fungi; Ascomycota; Sordariomycetes; Hypocreales; Nectriaceae. The record is from RefSeq and is a predicted model, not a curated record. The coding region runs from base 1 to 369 and encodes 122 amino acids. The transcript has a single exon.
AUGAGCAACGAAGAGACCCAAGGUGCCUCUGGAGAGGACCAAGAACCUACAUUAUAUCACAUGGGCCUACCCGGACCUUUCCUGGUAGUCGGACAGUCGCUCCGACUUGUUGGCGCAAUCAAUGCCCAAGGGGAUUUCAGGAGCCUGGCUCUGCAAACUCGUUAUGGGCUGCCAAGUCAUGACCAGAAGGUCAGUAUCUGUGAACUAACGGAUGGUGCUCAACAGUUCGUACUUGUUGAGGGAGGAGACGAGGCCUUGAAGAUGGUCUUGCUCGCUCAUGAAGCUGCGGCAAGGUUCUGCUGCGCUGUGGGGUCUCCGUCCUUGGUGUACGAUGUGAUCGUGGAGGAUGAACGAGACGAGCGCUCUUGA